Molecule: messenger RNA, 6195 nt
Organism: Dipodomys spectabilis (banner-tailed kangaroo rat)
Lineage: Eukaryota; Metazoa; Chordata; Mammalia; Rodentia; Heteromyidae
Gene: Slc4a5
Product: solute carrier family 4 member 5
Exons: 25
Coding region: 1-3339 (1112 amino acids)
Biological process (GO): transmembrane transport; monoatomic anion transport; renal system process
Cellular component (GO): plasma membrane
Molecular function (GO): monoatomic anion transmembrane transporter activity; sodium:bicarbonate symporter activity; solute:inorganic anion antiporter activity
Source: RefSeq, a predicted model, not a curated record
AUGAAGGUGGAAGAGGAAAAGGCUGGGGUAAGAAAGCUGGACCCCACAAGCUACAAAAGAAGACAUCCAGUUCAAGACCACCCUUCCAUUCAUAUUGGACUUCCACUUUCCAGUUACUCGAAAAGAAAAGGUGACCAGAAAGGACACCCUUCAGGCCUGCAAAAAGUUCAUUGGGGUCUUCAGCCAGACAAGAUACAGCAGGAAUUGACCAGCCCAGGAAAAGGGACCAGCAGUCAAGGGGGCCGCAUGGAUCUUAUCAGCAGAACUCGGUCUCCAGCUGCUGAGCAGCUCCAGGACAUCCUGGGGGAGGAAGAUGAGGCUCCCAACCCCACCCUCUUCACAGAGAUGGACACGCUUCAGCAUGAUGGAGACCAGAUGGAGUGGAAGGAGUCAGCCAGGUGGAUAAAAUUUGAAGAAAAGGUAGAGGAAGGUGGCGAACGCUGGAGCAAGCCCCACGUGUCCACACUGUCCCUGCACAGCCUCUUCGAGCUCCGUACCUGCCUGCAGACAGGGACAGUACUGCUGGAUCUGGACAGUGGUUCCCUACCACAGAUCAUAGAUGAUGUCAUUGAGAAGCAGAUUGAAGACGGGCUUCUGCGGCCAGAGCUCCGGGAACGGGUCAGCUACGUCCUCCUGAGGAAGCAUCGUCACCAAACCAAGAAGCCCAUCCACCGCUCCUUAGUGGACAUUGGAAAGUCAGUCUCUUCUACCACAAAUCGCAGCCCUGCCCGGAGCCCCACAGCUGGCCCAAGUCUACACCGAUCCACUGAGGACCUGAGGAUGAGGCAAAGUGCAAAUUAUGGACAUCUGUGUCAUGCCCAGAGCAGGAGCAUGAAUGACAUUUCCCGCACCCCAAACACAGACCAGCGGAAAAACAAAUUCAUGAAGAAGAUCCCUAAAGACUCAGAAGCUUCCAAUGUGCUUGUGGGUGAGGUGGACUUCCUGGACCAACCAUUCAUUGCAUUUGUGCGUCUCAUCCAUUCUGCUAUGCUGGGGGGAGUGACUGAGGUACCUGUUCCUACCAGAUUUCUGUUCAUACUGCUGGGACCUUCUGGGAGAGCAAAGUCCUACAAUGAAAUUGGCCGUGCUAUUGCAACCCUCAUGGUGGAUGAUCUAUUCAGCGGUGUGGCCUAUAAAGCCCGCAAUCGGGAAGACCUGAUCGCAGGAAUCGAUGAGUUUCUGGAUGAAGUCAUUGUCCUUCCCCCUGGAGAAUGGGACCCAAAUAUCAGAAUUGAGCCACCCAAGAAAGUGCCCUCUGCCGACAAGAGGAAGUCGGUGUUCUCUCUGGCUGAGCUAGGCCAGAUGAAUGGCUCUGUGGGCGGAGGCGCUGGGGCUGGAGGUGGAGGCGGCAGCGGUGCAGCUGGCGGCAGCGGCGCAGGCGGAGCAGGCAGCGGGGAUGAGUCAGAGAUGCCGUCUAUGCACGAAAUCGGGGAGGAGCUCAUCUGGACAGGAAGGUUCUUUGGCGGACUGUGUCUGGAUGUCAAGAGGAAGCUUCCCUGGUUCCCAAGUGACUUCUAUGAUGGUUUCCACCUCCAGUCCAUCUCUGCCAUCCUAUUCAUCUACCUCGGCUGUAUCACCAAUGCGAUCACCUUUGGUGGGCUUCUUGGGGAUGCCACCGACAAUUAUCAGGGAGUGAUGGAGAGCUUCCUGGGCACUGCCAUGGCUGGCUCCUUGUUCUGCCUCUUCUCGGGACAGCCUCUCAUCAUUCUCAGCAGCACGGGACCCAUUCUCAUCUUCGAGAAACUCCUCUUUGACUUCAGCAAAGGCAAUGGAUUGGACUACAUGGAAUUCCGACUCUGGAUUGGCCUACACUCAGCCAUCCAGUGCCUUAUCCUGGUAGCCACAGAUGCCAGCUUUAUCAUCAAGUAUAUUACUCGCUUCACAGAGGAGGGAUUCUCUACCCUCAUCAGCUUCAUCUUCAUCUAUGAUGCUAUCAAGAAAAUGAUUGGUGCCUUUAGGUACUACCCUAUCAACAUGGACUUCAAGCCUGAUUCUAUUACCACCUACAAGUGCGAGUGUGUUGCCCCAGAUACAGUGAAUACAACCGUGUUCAAUGCCUCAGCCCCACUGGCACCAAACACCAGUGCGUCUCUGUACAACCCCCUUAACCUCACAGCUCUGGACUGGUCCCUGCUGAGCAAGAAGGAGUGUCUGAGCUAUGGUGGCCGCCUGCUGGGAAACUCAUGCCAAUUCAUCCCAGAUCUGGCACUAAUGUCCUUCAUCCUUUUCUUCGGAACAUAUUCCAUGACCUUAACACUGAAGAAAUUUAAAUUCAGCCGUUAUUUUCCUACCAAGGUCCGGGCCCUAGUGGCUGACUUUUCCAUUGUUUUCUCCAUCCUGAUGUUCUGUGGAAUUGAUGCCUGCUUUGGUCUGGAAACCCCCAAACUGCACGUGCCUAAUGUCAUCAAGCCCACGAGGCCUGACCGAGGCUGGUUCGUGGCCCCUUUUGGGAAGAACCCGUGGUGGGUGUACCUGGCGAGCAUCCUGCCCGCCUUGCUGGUGACCAUCUUGAUCUUCAUGGACCAGCAGAUCACAGCUGUCAUUGUCAACCGGAAGGAGAACAAGCUGAGGAAAGCUGCUGGCUACCAUCUGGACCUGUUCUGGGUGGGCAUCCUUAUGGCACUGUGCUCCUUCACGGGGCUCCCCUGGUACGUAGCUGCCACAGUCAUCUCCAUCGCCCACAUUGACAGCCUCAAGAUGGAAACGGAGACCAGCGCCCCUGGGGAGCAGCCUCAGUUCCUGGGGGUCAGGGAACAGAGAGUAACUGGCAUCAUUGUUUUCAUCCUGACGGGAAUCUCUGUCUUCCUGGCUCCCAUCCUGAAGUACAUCCCCAUGCCAGUGCUGUAUGGAGUCUUCCUCUACAUGGGUGUAGCCUCUCUGAAUGGCAUCCAGUUCUGGGACCGCUGCAAGCUCUUCCUGAUGCCUGCCAAGCACCAGCCAGACUAUGCCUUCCUGCGCCACGUGCCUCUGCGCCGCAUCCACCUCUUCACCCUUGUGCAGAUCCUCUGCUUGGCGGUGCUCUGGAUCCUCAAGUCCACCAUGGCUGCCAUCAUCUUCCCAGUCAUGAUCCUAGGCCUUAUCAUUGUUCGGAGGCUUCUGGACUUCAUCUUCUCCCAGCAUGAUCUGGCCUGGAUUGACAACAUCCUCCCAGAGAAGGAGAAAAAGGAGACAGACAAGAAGAAGAAAAGGAAAGGGGCCCACGAGGACAGUGAUGAGGAGCCCCAGUUCCUUCCUCCCUCAGUUAUAAAGAUUCCCAUGGAAAGUGUCCAAUCAGAUCCCCAAAAUGGUAUCCACUGCAUUGCCAGAAAAAGAUCUUCCAGUUGGAGUUACUCACUCUGAUUCUUCCUUCAGUGGCUCAGAACUUGAUCGAAGGUAAAGGCUCAGGAUGGGAUCAGAGACUCCUGGGUGUUAGAUAAGACACUAAGCAAUGUCCAGAAGGUUGAGGGAUUAGGAUUUCACACUAUGGAUUUUGAUGCCACAACACAGGGAGACAGAGGAUGAUUAGUCACCUCAUACCUUAGGGACAAGAAACAAAUGAGUCUUCUUAUUACAUCCACAAUGUGGUUAAAACACACAAAGGUAUUCAACUUUAAUACAGGGACUUACUGCAAAUAUUGCAUGGAAUAUUGAAAAAAUAAAACUAGACAGUAAAACUAGACAUAAAGUUUAAGUACCUGUUACUGAAUGGCAGAACGAAUGUAUGUUAAGGAUGAUAACACCACUUUAAUACUGUAUGGAAUAAAAUAACAACGGGUUAAUUAUCAUAGAUCAGAUAUGGGGGAAACAAAUCUAACAAAAAAAUAAAGAUUAAGUGGAGCUAGGAAGCCAAGAAAGGAUUUGAGACCCAGAUGCUAGAACCUCCAAGCCAACAAUGUGAUUACUUGGUGUUCAUGACCAAAAUCUAACAUGAAUAAAGGGGGACUACUUCAUGAUUAUACAGGAUGUUGUAAAAUAAAAAAGAAUCUGGGCCACAGAAGCCUGUAUCAGUUUAUUACUAGGGAAGCUGGUGGGGGCAGUCCCCCUCCUACCAUGUGCCCUAGAAUGGACAGGUAUCCGGUGGUGUUAGAUCCAACCUUAGUAAGAUCACAGGCUACCUUGUCUAGAGGCAGAUAAAUCUUCAGACUUAGAUGUAUGUAUGCUUUACAGGAAGCACACGAGAUCUCCUGAAUUAUGAGGGGAACUUUUAUCAUAUUGCCAGCAUCAGGAAUUACAAGUCAACCUUGGGCUGCAGGCCUAAGGACAUUCUAACCUAGGAGUAUCAUAUGCCAAAUUAUGUGUCCUUUAGUUCCACAUGCCUAACGCAAGCUCCUUUUCCCUGAAAGCCACUGAUCUUGCUAAAUUCCUGUUAGGAGAAAAGCGAUUUAUAAAUUGAAUCUCUAAUUAUCCCAAUAGAGCAAUUCCCCAAACCUGUAAAACUAGUCAUGGAACUAGAAGUGUAGAAAAUUUGGUAACUAAAGAUGUUGCUUCCCAACUGCCUCAGUAUCAAAAUAAAACAUUACACUAAGUCAAAACAGAAGGAAGCAAAAGCCACUAAAUAGCAGGAUUAUGCCUCGGCAAAGCAAAGGCUUAGCAGCAUAAUGUAGUUUCACAAAUAUUAAGCGCCAGAUAUCUACCGGGGAUGAUGCUUGAUUUCUGAGGAUAUAGAGUGACAGGUAGACAUGACUCAGUGUUUAAUAAUGGUAUACAGGAGAGAAAGGCUGGUUCUAAGGGAGAGAUUGUCUGGAGAAUCUAGGACCCUAGUUCCCUACCCAAUGUACAGAGCAGAGCACACAAGUGUUUCUAGGCAAUGAGAAUGCUUGAAGCACUAUUCGAAAACAUUCACACAAGCCAAAGAGCAAAUACCGGAUGGGUGAGCAAUCAAAGCAGGAACAUAGGCAGGAGUUCAGGUCCCGAGGUCCUUGUCCUCCGUGCUAUGGAAUUUGUCUAUGUGAUUUCCUUUGAACAAUGGGGAGUCAAAUUUAUGAUUUAUUCACUUUGGUAAUGGAUUAAAGAAUAGAUUGCAUGAGAUCAGUUCAGUGACUAUGGCUGAAAGCUCAGGAGAUUGAACACUUUGUUCCCAGGGAUGCAUUAGGAGUUUAUAUGCUUAGUGUAUGAUAGUUCUAACCUAAGAAAGUUCAUUAGCAAAAGGACUAUUUUCAUUAAAGCUCUGUUUGGAGUUGGGAGGAUAGUGUUUUAAACACCCCAACUACAUAAUCAUUCUUUCUUCCUACUUUUCCUCACUCAGCAUCACCUUGCACUUCAAAAUCUCUUGUCCAGCUUCACCUGCUUUCAGCUAUCCACGGAACCCUGUCUUCAUGGUGCCACAGGUGAAGAUAGAAAUGGAAUCUGAUUACGACUUCACAGACAUAGAUGACUAUGGAAGAGAAGCCAACGGUGAAACCACCCUGUAGGACCACACAGCUUCUCCCAGGCUGGGGACAGGGUGAGAUGUGUUAGUCUUCAUUGUGGGAGUCUGGGUCAAACUCUUAACUUCUUGGUGCCUGUUUCCGUAUGGGUCCUCCUGCCCGAUAGAAAAUUGAAGAUCAUUCAGUGAAGAGUUCUACUUCAAUACUUAGCUGUUUCCGUCCCUCUGUAGUUAAAUACUAAUAUAGAUCAUCCCUUCUUUUAUAAUGUGGUCCAGAUAAGUUAUAUUUCUUUUGAAAUGAAUGUCUCCUCAAACCCUAAGAUAAAUGGGCAAUAGUCCAUUUAUAUCUAAAACAAACACCAAUUACAUUUUUAAAGGUUAUGUUUAAAUCUAGAUUAUUUGAAAGAACUUUAGUCAGUUAAUGAAUUAAUGUAGAACUAUGCAUCUGACUAAACAGUGCUCACUAAAGUGAAAUCUCAACCAUGUUAGAUCAACAAAAGACCCUUUAAAUUUAUACCACUGGCUUUUCACACUUGGAAUCAAAGUGUGAUUUGUAUAGAUCCUUCCUGCAGUUUUUCCAUGGCUGAUUCCCAAAGUCAAACUUCCAUUCACAUAAACAUCUUAUGUUAGACAACUAAUAUUUUGGAAGAUUAUAACUUUGUAAUGUUAAACUAGUAGUUUAAAAGUAAUGAUUUAAACUAUUUGGGUAAAUUAUGCUAAACUGGCUAUUAAUGAAGCAAACUUUUUCCUGGGAAACUUAAGUUUGACAUUUUCAAUUCCACAUUUAAUAAGCACCAACAAUGUCUACAUUAAUUGUACAUUUACAAAGAGGCUGACAUUUUCUUUCUCAA